UUGCGUGAUACUGAAAUGGAAAUGAAUGUGGAUAUUAUCGAGGAAGUAGAAUCGGAUGUAGCAGCAUUCAGAUCAAUGAAGUCAGGUUUGAAUAAUAAACCCAAGUUAUAUGCUACUGAAUCUGAAGUCUUUGCUGAUUCCCAGAAGAAAAGAGAGCACAAGUGCAGGCUUUGCAACAAGGUUUUCGGCACGUAUCAGGCACUUGGAGGCCACCAAAGAGUUCACAAAUCAACCAACACCACUUCUGUGGUAAAUAUUGAGGAUUAUGAAGAUGGAAUUCCGACUAACAAGUUUUCGAAGAUGGAGUACAGUUGCAAGCUUGCCAAGACUGAAUGCAGUGAUAGUUCAGCAGCAGAAGAGGAGAUGGAAAGAGUUAUUGAGAAUAAGGGUCACAAGUGCUCCAUCUGCUUGAAGGUGUUUGCAACAGGCCAAGCUUUGGGUGGCCACAAGAGAGUUCAUUUCGGCAAAGACCACGAGACAGGUGCAGAAGAGUCCAGAGUGCUGAAGCAGCAGAUUUCCGACAUCUGCGAUGCAUUUGAUCUUAGCCGUCCAAUCGAAAAUGGUGAUGUUGAUUUUAAGUCCUGGUGGCCUGGAAAUGAACAUAAGCAGGAGCUGUUGAUGGAUCUGAUGCCCAACUGAGAAGUGAUUCCAUCAAAAGCAGCUUUUGAAGUUUCAAGUGGUAAAGCUUCUCUUUAUAGCUUAGGUAGCAACCCAGGAAUUUUUUGUCCAAUUUCUGGAUUUUACUAUCCAUGUGGAAAUAUAUUCAUAUAUGGUUCCAAAACUGCAGCUGACUGAUACAUUUUUGGAACUUAUUGCCUGAAAUAUGAAUUUUCUGUCCUUUAGAACUGUAUUACAUUUGAAAAACUGUCAAUAUACGGCAACAGAUGAGCAGAAAUGUUACUUUUUUACCUUCUUUUUUCCAUUCUUUUGCUUUUAAGUCCACAAAGUUUGAACAGAACACCUCAUUUUGGUGACCUUUUUCUGCCA
Molecule: messenger RNA, 987 nt
Organism: Pyrus x bretschneideri (Chinese white pear)
Lineage: Eukaryota; Viridiplantae; Streptophyta; Magnoliopsida; Rosales; Rosaceae
Product: zinc finger protein ZAT9-like
Exons: 1
Coding region: 16-639 (207 amino acids)
Molecular function (GO): DNA-binding transcription factor activity
Source: RefSeq, a predicted model, not a curated record